AUGGAGGGAUUCCGGCCUCGGGGGGAACCGGCCUGCCAAUUGGUCUCCCUCCAUGUGCGAAGAGCCUGGGCGCUGCAUCCGGAAAAUCUGCAGUUCAUCGUGGCCAAGUCGCACAGCAGUCUCCGGCAGCUCACUUGGGUCUUCGAGAAGCGAUGCAGACAGAUCGAGACCCUCCGGAUAGCAGACCUGGUAAGGGACGAAGUGCCGCCGAGAAAUAUAAGGCGAGAAGCGUUCAAUUGGAGUUCUUACAUGGGGGAUGUUCUCAAUAGCAUGAUGCCCCACUUGGAACAUCUGCAGCAUCUCGAGGUUUGCGGCAUGGUUGAGCUGCCGCUGUUGCAUGCUUGGAACCAGAAUGUGCUUCCGUUCCAUCUGAAGUCUCUUUUCAUCGACCGGUACUUUGGAUACAGAUUUAAAGAUCAGAUCCUCCAGUUGGAUCGAGCUGAGGGACCGCUCAGUAGACUCGAGAAGCUGGCAAUCGACGAGCAAGUCGAAGUCGAUUGCCCGACAGAGGAAUGGCAUGCUAUGCGAGCUCUCUGUCAACGCCGAGGAGUCGAAUUCAGAAUUCAUAGGGAUGACUUAUCCCAGAACGGGGCAACACAAACCGUCUGGUGGUUGGGACUAGCAUAA
Molecule: messenger RNA, 627 nt
Organism: Puccinia graminis f. sp. tritici CRL 75-36-700-3
Lineage: Eukaryota; Fungi; Basidiomycota; Pucciniomycetes; Pucciniales; Pucciniaceae
Exons: 2
Coding region: 1-627 (208 amino acids)
Source: RefSeq, a predicted model, not a curated record